AUGAAGUUGCUCAUCGAUACUGAAAGUGACUCAUCGUUCUCCAUUGAUGUUGAUUUGGUGGAUACACUGUUAGUCAUAAAACAGAAGAUCGAGAAGGCUCAAGGUAUCCCUGUUUGCAAACAAACCCUUUUCUUCCAAGGCGAUGUUCUUCAAGAACACUUUAAGAUACGAAUUUGCCAUAUCCUAGGAAACUCUCGUCUCUUUCUCUACAUCUCUCCGGACGACAACCCUAAUCAGAACAACCACGAUCAAACCGAGCAAUCUCCAUCACAUCCAAUUCAUGGAUACGUUAACAAUCAAGAUUUGCCUGUUGUGAGCAACAAAGACUCAAUGAAAGGGUUCCUUGGGAUUCAAGAUUCGCCGCAGGGUAAGAACAACCAACUGUUCCAUCAGACAGAGCAAUCUCGAUUACCGUCAAACUCAUUUGGAGAGAGCAGUUACGGUGGGGAUAGAGCUUUGCCGCCUAGGGAACAGGUCUGCAAGAAGAGCCAACAUGAUCGCCCUGUCCAAAGGAUCAUGGCAAGGAGAAUCGAUAACGGAUCAUCACGACCGUCGUAUUCACUUGAUGAGUUACUUGCCCCUCAAGAUUUGCCGCCUGUGACGUUUGUUGGAAGCAAAAGAAACAGGAAUCAAGAAGUGGUUCAAACCGAGCAAUCUUCAACGUCAGACUCAGUCAAAGAGGUCAUGAACAUUCAAGUGCCUGUGAAGAAGAUGAUCAAGACCAGCCCAAUGAAGCUAACAGUGAUGGUGCAGCUACCAUAUGAGGAAACCAGAAAAAUUCGAAUGGAGGUUAACGCAAAUGAUAGAAUUAAAGAACUGAGGAAAGAGCUGGCUGAGAUGCAAAAUAGGGGUGAGUUAGAUCUGCCUCAAGGGUAUUUCUUUCUUGGACUGGGCAGCUCAGAAACAUGCCAACACCAGAACCGACCAGAGGAAACGAAUCAGUGUCCCACCAUCUUAUAGUCCCCACUUGGGUUACAAGCUCUCGUUACU
This is a messenger RNA of Camelina sativa (false flax), 990 nucleotides long. NCBI's taxonomy places the organism in Eukaryota, Viridiplantae, Streptophyta, Magnoliopsida, Brassicales, Brassicaceae. The record is from RefSeq and is a predicted model, not a curated record.